AUGUGUGUGAAGUCAGCGGGAGUGAGGAGCGGCCUCUUCUUGGGCUUCGGCUCUUUGCUGGUUGUAUCAGGCGCCAUCAUGGUGGUCUUCUGGCCAGCGAUCUUCGACAGCCAGUUACAAAGAAUGAUGAUCCUAGCACCAGAUUCUGUAUCGUUCGGCAUUUGGAGGGAAACACCGAUUCCUAUGUUUUUGGAGAUCUUCUUCUUCAAUAUUAGUAAUGUAAACGAAAUACUAAGUGGGACGGCAGAGAAGCUCAAAGUCGUGGAAAUGGGACCGUACGUGUUUCAAGAAUCUCAUACUAAGGUGAAUCUGACGUGGAAUGACAACAGUACCCUCACGUUCUACAACCAGCGGUUCUGGCACUUCAAACCUGAAAUGUCAGUUGGAACCAUCAGUGAUAAUAUCACCAGCAUCAACCCUGUUAUUGCGACGGUGGCAUACCUGAUGAGGAAGCAGCGGUUACCACUGAAGGUGUCCGUGGACUUGUUCCUGAGGAUGUUCCAUCCGCACAUGUUCCAGACGGCCAACGUCACAUCCUGGCUCUUUGAUGGCAUAGAGGAUAGAGUCCUGGACAUCGCGUUGAAGAUCCCUGAACUUCCCUUCGACAUUCCAUAUGAUAAAUUCGGAUGGUUUUACGAGCGCAACGGCUCCUUAGAAUUCGACGGCUCAUUCAACAUCAAUACUGGAGCCAGUGACUUCUCCCAGCUUGGCAACGUGCAGGAGUGGAGAUACGCCAAUAGGACGGACUACAGGGACGAAUGUGGGGAAGUGAAGGGGUCUACAGGAGAGCUCUGGGCGCCAGAGUAUGGACAGCCAGAGGUGAAUGUGUUCGCUUCUGAUAUUUGCACGUACCUAACUCUUGGAAAAGACCGGGAUGUGCAAGUAGAAGGUAUAGAUGGAGUGCAGUAUGCAGCCAAUGACUCAGUGUUUGACAACGGAUACAAAUACCCGAGGAUGGCAUGUUACUGUGACGUAGUGCGAGACGAGGAGUGCCUGCCGGCCGGAGCCCUGAACGUGUCGGACUGUCGGUUCGGAGCCCCGGCCUUCGUGUCACUACCUCACUUCCUACACGCCGACCCUAUCUAUGCCAGCAAAAUUGAUGGCUUGAAUGCUACUGAAGACAUGAACUUCAGACUAGCGCUGGAGAUGUUCACCGGCAUGCCCCUGUCUGUAGCCGCGCAGUUACAGAUCAACUUGCUUGUACGGAGAGUUAGUGGGAUCACUAUAAACAACGCGUUGCCGGACCCGGACACGAUGGUGCCGAUGUUCCGGUUCCGGCAGGAGACGGCCGUGACGCCGGAGUACGCCGCCAUGGCUCGCUCCGCGCUGCGCCUGCGCUACUGGGUGCCGUACGGGCUCUACGGACUCACUGCAAUCGGAGUAGCGCUACUAGUAGGAGGUAUCACUGUAUUAGUAAGAAAACUAAUGAAAUCCCCCGACACUGCGCCGCUCAUAACCUCAGAGAGUUCACGCCCCACUGAAAGUCUAGAAUCCUAG
This is a messenger RNA of Spodoptera littoralis (African cotton leafworm), 1497 nucleotides long. Lineage: Eukaryota; Metazoa; Arthropoda; Insecta; Lepidoptera; Noctuidae. The record is from the annotation of a GenBank genome assembly.